AUGUCUGGAGCCAACAGCUCCAGCCUGACCCCGGAAUUCUUUAUCUUGAGUGGUAUACCUGGGUUGGAAGCUGCACAUGUCUGGAUCUCCCUGCCAUUCUGCUUCAUGUACAUGAUUGCCGUUGUGGGGAACUGUGGGCUUAUCUACCUCAUUGGCCAUGAGGAGGCUCUGCACCGGCCCAUGUACUACUUCCUGGCCCUGCUCUCCUUCACCGACAUCACCUUGUGCACCACCACUGUGCCCAACAUGCUGUGUAUAUUCUGGUUCAACCUCAAGGAGAUUGAAUUCAAUGCCUGCCUGGUCCAGAUGUUCUUUGUGCACAUGUUGACUGGAAUGGAGUCUGGCGUGCUCAUGCUCAUGGCCCUGGACCGCUAUGUGGCCAUAUGCUAUCCCUUACGCUACACCACCAUCCUCACCAACCCCGUGAUUGCCAAGGUUGGUCUUGCUACGUUCUUGAGAAGCGUGGUGCUCAUCUUCCCAUUCACUGUCCUCACCAAGCGCCUGCCCUAUCGCCACGGCAACAUCAUCCCGCACACCUAUUGUGACCACAUGUCUGUGGCCAAGGUAUCCUGUGGCAAUGCCAAGGUCAAUGCAAUCUAUGGUCUCAUGGUUGCUCUUCUGAUUGGUGUGUUUGACAUCUGCUGUAUCUCUGUGUCUUACACUAUGAUACUGAGUGCUGUAGUAAGUCUGUCUUCAGCAGAGGCCCGGCACAAAGCCUUCAGCACCUGCACGUCUCACAUCUGUGCUAUUGUGAUCACUUAUGUACCUGCUUUCUUCACUUUCUUCACUCACCGUUUUGGAGGACACACUAUUCCCCAUCACGUACACAUCAUAGUAGCCAAUCUUUAUCUGCUUUUACCCCCUACCAUGAACCCAAUUGUUUAUGGCAUCAAGACCAAGCAGAUUCGGGAAGGUGUAAUCAAAUUUUUACUUGGAGACAAAACUGGUACUACCUAA
Messenger RNA from Nannospalax galili (Upper Galilee mountains blind mole rat), 957 nucleotides. RefSeq names its product olfactory receptor 52N2. The record is from RefSeq and is a predicted model, not a curated record. Gene Ontology annotation, biological process: G protein-coupled receptor signaling pathway. Gene Ontology annotation, cellular component: membrane. The transcript has a single exon. Bases 1 to 957 code for a protein of 318 amino acids. Gene Ontology annotation, molecular function: olfactory receptor activity; G protein-coupled receptor activity. Lineage: Eukaryota; Metazoa; Chordata; Mammalia; Rodentia; Spalacidae.